AACUCGUUACUUUUUUUACAAAUUAACUUUUAACUUAAUAAGUUACUUUUUUUUUAAGAUUAACGUGUUAACUUUAAGUUAAUUUUAUUUAAAAGUAUCUAAAUUAAGUUAAUUUUAGUGCAAAGAAUAAUGCAAAUUAUUAAUGAGGUUUUUAGUAUAUUUAUUAUUUAUUAUUUUAAUAUGAAUUUCCUGUAGACGAAAAUAAUAUGAAAAAUAACUUUAAUAGUCAUUAUAUGGGCUAUAAUAUAAUAUCUACCUACACGUUUAUCAUUAUAAAUUGUAUUAAUAAUAUUUUCAAAGAUAGGUUAUACCUACAGAUUAUCGUUUAAAUGGGUUCCCUGAAGUGGAUGUUGAAUAUUGUCGUGAACGUUUUACCAUUAUUAAAUAAAUGCAAUAAAUAAUAAUCGGCUAGUCCGAAUUUGGUUCUACAAUAAUUACCGGCAUUAUAAUAAGUCACAACACAGAUAAAAUGCGGAAUUUAAUAAAUAAUUGUUUUGACAUGUUAUUGGUGAAGCCUAUAAUAAAAACAACUAAUAAUCAAUAAAAUGAUAAAAUAUAAGUAUACCAUCAUGUGUCAUUUGUGUCAACCUUCGUAAUAUAAAUUUAUAAUUUAUUACCCAUUCAAUAUUUCUGCUUGGUAUUUAAUUAAAUUUAUAUAAUAUUAUGAUGUAUAUUUCGCUUAAACUUUUACAGAUAUGAGUGAAUAGCUUUGUAUAUACAGAUAUACUAUAUAAUAUUAAAAUAAAGAGUACCUAAAGAUAAUAUAAUAUUAUUGUUAUUUGUAUGUAUUUAACGUAAAUAAGAUUACAAGAAUUUUAUAUUAUUAUGAUUUGUGAAUCAAGGCUCUGUUCGUUUUAUUUUUAUAAUAUUGUUAUUGUAUGAACAGACGAACAGUAAACACUAUAAACAUCAUAAACCCAUGGAAAUUCUAAGAAUAUUCUGUGAAAAUAGUAAAUACCACGAGAGCUAGUGUCGACGGGGAUUAAUCACAAAACAACUGUGGUUUAAUUUCCAAAUUUCCAAUUUAAUUUCAUUAUCCAACUAGCAUGUGUUCUGUUCGCAUCUUGUUAGAAUUUAUAAUAUAUAGUUAUUAGUUUAUUACUUUAUUAGCUUAUUAUAUUUCUGUAAAAGUUUAUUAUUUUUUUUAACUACAAUGUCUGAAGACCAUAUUUUAAAGUGGCCCUAUUUAAAAACUUAUUUCGAACAACAACUAUCAACAUCAGAUACAACUGAAAAAAAAUCAAAUUUUACAUUCAAAUGCAUGCUAUGCAUGCCAAAAAUAAAAUUGAUAUCAACUUCUAUAAGUUCAAAUUCAAAUUUAAAAACUCACAUCAAGCAUGUUCAUCCAAGUGAAUUAAUUACAUUUAAUGAGCUUGGAAAAAGGAAACCGUACAAUAAUAAUAAUUGUACUCAACCCAAAAAACAGUUGAAAUUAUCGGAAGUAGGAAAAACUGUAAAAAAUCUUAGUCAAACAGAAUUUGAUAAGGCUAACCUAGAACUCGUUAUAAAUACUGUGUCACCUUUUUCUUUGAUUGAGCACCCUGCAUUUAUAAAAUAUUGUCACUUAACAUCGAAUAAAGUUCCUAUGUCCAGAAGAAGUAUGAUGAGAAAUGUAAGCUCAUUGUUCAAUGAUAUGAUUCAACAACUGAAGACUGAAUUAGAAAAAAUUGAAUAUGUUUGCAUUACUGCAGAUUGUUGGAGUAUUUUCCACAGAUCGUAUAUGGGUUUUACAAUUCAUUGGCUGAACCCAAUUACAUUGGAACGCAAUUCCCGAGCCCUCGCUUGUAGACGCAUGUUAGGGAGGCAUACAUACGAUAAUAUAGCAGAAUUAAUUGAAAAAGUUCUUACAGAAUUUGAUGUACAGUCUAAAACCACUCUAAUAGUCACAGAUAACGCAGCAAAUUUUGUUAAAGCUUUCAAAGUGUUUGGUGCUAAUAAUGAAAUUGACAAUUAUAGUGGUAAUAAUAUUGAAAUUGAAAAUGAUGAAAUAUUGAGAACCAUAAAUAUCACUGAAAUACUUGAUGGUCAAACUCAAAACACAAAUGAUGUAUUAGAUAUAAAAUUGCCGAAACAUCAAAGAUGUGCUGCGCACACGUUAAAUUUAAUUGCAACAGUUGAUAUUCUUGAAGCAGAAAAAGAUGGCCCAUAUAAAGUACUUAGUAGGCGUGUGUUUGCUAAAUGUCAAUCUAUUUUCAAUAAGCAGAAUCAAUCGACACAAUGUGCUGAUAAAAUUAAAGAAAUUCUGGGAAGAUAUCUUAUAACACCAAACGCAACCAGAUGGAAUUCAUUCUACGAUGCCAUAAAAUGUAUUGUUGACCAUAUAGAUAACAUGGAUACAAUAUUCACAGCAUUUCAAUUAACUCCUUUCUCAGGUCAAAGAGAGUCUUCAUUUUUAAUUGAAUACUGCAAGGUGAUGAAACCAAUUGCAACAGGGCUAGAUAUUUUACAAGGUGAACAACAUGUGUGUAUUGGAUAUCUAUUACCAACAAUUACUGCUAUAAACAAAGCCUUAAAUGAAUUUAAUAAUUUAAAUUUCUGUAGACCAUUGGUUCAUGCUUUAAAAAAUGGAUUAACCAAAAGGUUUAAAAAUUACAUGCAGUCAAAAACAUUACAAGUUUCUUCGGCAUUGGUACCAAAGUUUAAAUUAAUUUGGGCUAAUCCCGAAGACAGAAACAUCAUAAAACAACAUGUUAUUGAUCGUGUGCAAUUUCAUUUUGAUCAAAACAAAAAUCUUUCUUCUCUAAGUUCUUCAAAUAUUGAAACAAACAGUGAAGAUGAAGAUGAUUUUUUCACUUUUUCCAAUGAUGAAAUCUCAGUGAUUAACUCUGAUUUCCAAACUUUAGUUACUAAUUAUUUAUCAAAUACUAACAUUAAGGUACCACUUGAUUUAACACAUGAAUUAAAAAAAGCUUAUAUAGAAUUUAACACAGCUAUACCGUCAUCUGCUCCUGUAGAGAGAUUGUUUAGUGCUGGUGGUCAAUUAUUUGACAAAAGGAGAGGAUCCAUUUCUGACAACAAUUUUGAAAUGUCUCUUUUGUUAAAAUAUAAUAAAUAUUUUUAAUAAAAAUUUAAAUUUUGUUUUGUCCUUGUAAUUAAUUAAUAUUGGGCAGUUAAAAAAUAUAUUUAUUUAUGUUUAUAAAUAAUAUCUAUAUAAUACACAUAAAUGAUAUAUAGCAACAUAAAUGAGAUUAUCGAUUAUCUUAUUUAUAUGUUACCUAAAUGGUAUGUGGUGACUUUCAAUAAUGAAUGCUGUAGUCAUGACUCAACUAUUUUAUUAUUUACCAUGUUUAGUAACAGUGGAAGUACACAAUUAGUAAAAUUGAAAUAAUUGCGUAAUAAUUCAUAAGUUUGUAAAGAC
Messenger RNA from Metopolophium dirhodum (rose-grain aphid), 3358 nucleotides. RefSeq lists its product as uncharacterized. The record is from RefSeq and is a predicted model, not a curated record. The transcript has 7 exons. NCBI's taxonomy places the organism in Eukaryota, Metazoa, Arthropoda, Insecta, Hemiptera, Aphididae. Bases 1154 to 3061 code for a protein of 635 amino acids. Gene Ontology annotation, molecular function: DNA binding.